CUUUUCAAAAAACGAACAAGAUCGGAUAAAGGUGUUUCCAUGGGCUGUAGGAGGCCUAUUUAGAGCCGAACUGUUUGAGAAAUCAGACUAAUUUGGUGCAUGGACAUGUACUGACUGUUCCUGUUAUGGUUUAAAACAUGGAUAACAGUACUUACAGUGUUAGUAAAAAUAUAACGGGCUAUUUUCUUCUCCAGAAACCGCGAAUCUCUGCAUCUCGCAGACUGUUUUUGAAGACCAAAAUGAUAAAGAAAGCUAUGGUGAUGCUUGAGAAUGACAAGCAAAUAAAAAAGGAUGAGCGAGAGAGAAUCCUGUCUGAGAGAGUGCCGGCGUUGGAGAUGUCUGGCAUGUCGGCGCAGGAUUUGCAGAAUCUUUGCAAAGAGCUGCACAAGAAGAUUGAUGUUGUUGAUGAGGAACGUUACGACAUUGGUUUAAAGGUGGCCAAAAGUGACACAGAGGUUAGGGAUCUGUCUCAGAAGAUCUAUGAGUUGAAGGGUAAGAUGAAGAGGCCAAACCUGAAGAGAGUGAGGGUGUCGGCAGAUGCCAUGCUGGGAGCGCUGCUGGGUGCCAAGGUCAAAGAGUCCGUGGACUUUAAGGCCAACCUCAAGACUGUGAAGAAAGAGGACGAGAAGAAAGAGGAAGUGACUGACUGGCGUAAGAACGUGGACGCCAUGUCGGGCAUGGAGGGCAGGAAGAAGCUGUUCAACGCCGGCCAGUAGACGUGUGGGCCUACGGUUUGCAGAUGGAGACAAUGAGUGGAGGAACUGCAGUUCACCUUAUGAAGAACAGAAAAAACUCAUGUAUACAACAUGCAUGGUAGUUUUAAAUAAGAUGCAUUAAUUACUAUGUACUGUAACCGCGCAACGUACAACUCAGCGGGGUAUCAAUUAAAUUGUAUUGUAUAAGUCACGUUUAGUAGUUUUUAGUAACCUAAAAAAUGUGACUAUACCAUGAAAAGUAAAAACAUUUGAGUCCCGCCUUAUGAUGGAAUGAUAAAAAAGGCUGAAUAUU
Molecule: messenger RNA, 1008 nt
Organism: Nerophis ophidion (straightnose pipefish)
Lineage: Eukaryota; Metazoa; Chordata; Actinopteri; Syngnathiformes; Syngnathidae
Product: troponin I, slow skeletal muscle-like
Exons: 5
Coding region: 138-716 (192 amino acids)
Biological process (GO): muscle contraction
Cellular component (GO): troponin complex
Source: RefSeq, a predicted model, not a curated record